Myzus persicae (green peach aphid) is the source of this 1629-nucleotide messenger RNA. RefSeq names its product X-box-binding protein 1 (gene Xbp1). The transcript is spliced from 4 exons. The coding region runs from base 316 to 1065 and encodes 249 amino acids. Gene Ontology annotation, molecular function: RNA polymerase II transcription regulatory region sequence-specific DNA binding; DNA-binding transcription factor activity, RNA polymerase II-specific. Gene Ontology annotation, cellular component: nucleus. The record is from RefSeq and is a predicted model, not a curated record. NCBI's taxonomy places the organism in Eukaryota, Metazoa, Arthropoda, Insecta, Hemiptera, Aphididae.
UCACCGCUCGCUUCGCUAGUUCAGUCACAGUUCGUCAUCAGUAGCCACUAGCCGCGAGUGUGUGUUACCGCCGCACUCGAAGACCUAAACGUAAUUUCAUUCGUAACAAAUCCGUAGUUUCGAAAAUCAUUCGGCGAUUUAAAUACAUAAUAUUAUACACAACAAUCUAAACGUAGUCAUAUAACUCGAGCGGAGAGCGUUAAACGGAUUUUAUUUUCUCGGACCACCGCCGCGCAUUACGGUACCUACAUCGUCAACAGCGGAUCGCAAGAUCGUUUUUUUAUUACUCCCGACGACGACGACCAAACAGAUCUCAUGGCACCCAACAUCAUCCGGCCCAGUCAAAUGUUGAUAUUCAACUCGGGCAUGUGCUACGUGGGACAGCGACACAUGGCAGCGGGGGACGUCGGCGGCGGAUCGUGCAUGUCGCCGAGAUCGCCGCCGGCCAAGCGGACGUACGUGAAAAACAUAUCGCCCGAGGAGAAAAUUUUGCGCAAAAAAUUACGAAACAGAGAAGCAGCACAGUUAUCUAGAGAUAAAAAGAAAGCACAAUUCAAUAUUUUGUCGGGAAUGGUUCAUGGUUUAAGAAAAGAGAACAUUCAUUUAAGAGAAGAAAUAGAAACUUUACGAGCCAACCAAGAACAGUUGAUCACAGAAAAUGAAAGGUUACGAGAACAACUUUCCACUGAGUCAACAAUACCAAAAUCAAUAGUUACAGAAUUCUGUACAACAGAAGUUAAUAACAAGAUUUCGAUUAAUGGACCUGCCGUGUCCAAUAGACACCCUCUGCAGAAGGGCAAACAGAAUCGAACAUCCUGUUUGAUGCUCUGUUAUCAGAUUCUAUUCCUAUUACUGACCAUUCCAUCCUACAUGAUCUCAAGCUUCCAGACGACGAUGACGAUAUGGACUGGCUUGACAACAAUGUAUCAAAACGUUUGGAGAAAAUUGCUGAUGAACUACUCGGCGAAAGUUUCCUUAAUGAAUGUUGUCUUGAUGAAAUGGUGGGGAGCACAUCAGAAAUCAUGGAAUCCGGCCAAAAUAUUAAUCUACUCAAUGCAGACAUAAAAGUAGAAGAUGAUUCACUAUUCAUGCUAGACACAGACACAGGCACAGACACAAUUACAGAUACAGUUAAAAUUCCAACUGAAGAAACGCACAUUAUGGUGCCAGAUGUGGUUAUUAAAUCUGAAAUUGAAGAAUAUUCUGAAGAUGAAAGUAACUCUUUGGAACGUUUUAUUAUCGUAGAAGAAGCUGUUGAAGAGGUAACUACAACUUAUGAUGAACAUAUACUUGAAAUAUGUCAGGAAGAUGAUGAUGACAUGGACACCGAACAUUAUGAAGAUAUUGGUUAUGAAUCGCUUAGCUCCCCUGAGUAUGAUUAUAGAACACGUUAUAGUACACCACCAAUAUUAACAGAUUUACUUUCAUAAAAAUAGUACCUAUAAUUAAAUUAAGAUACACAAUAUUAAAUUUAAAAUUUAACUUAAAUCUAUGUUAUUAUUGAUACACUUUUAUUACUUUAUUUAAUUUAUGUUAGUAUAAGCACACUGUAUUACUAUUGUAUACUUUCAUAUGAAAAUUUACGUGUCCUAUUAUAUAAUGUUGAAUAACAUUAAGUGUUUUAUUUAA